Molecule: messenger RNA, 2087 nt
Organism: Stegostoma tigrinum
Lineage: Eukaryota; Metazoa; Chordata; Chondrichthyes; Orectolobiformes; Stegostomatidae
Product: voltage-dependent calcium channel gamma-4 subunit-like
Exons: 4
Coding region: 1003-1989 (328 amino acids)
Biological process (GO): positive regulation of synaptic transmission, glutamatergic; transmission of nerve impulse; regulation of AMPA receptor activity
Cellular component (GO): AMPA glutamate receptor complex; postsynaptic density membrane; voltage-gated calcium channel complex
Molecular function (GO): voltage-gated calcium channel activity; channel regulator activity
Source: RefSeq, a predicted model, not a curated record
CCUCCGAGGACCAGCCCUCCCUCUGACUGAGCAGUGACUCCCAGUCCACCCACACUUUUUCCAAUGGGAUGCUGAGUCCCUGUGUGGGUGAGUUUUGCAGUUUCAGCAACAAAUUUGCCCCUUAUUCCGGUAUCUCCAAGACAGAAUGAAGAGGAGGUGGGCAUUCGGCCCAUCGGGAUGAUGUUGGCUGCUUCAUAGAACCGGGCAGUUUUUCCAGUACACCUCCUUUCAGAAUGCUCUCCCUUCAAACUCCAAUCUGAACUAAAAGCUCCACAUUCCAAAACAAACACGCGUCCCUUGCAAACGCGGAUUUAGGUCGUUUUUUUCACUCGAUGUUGGUACUCCGCGAUGCCACUGGGCACGACUCCUGACCGGGCAGCGGCUGCCUAAAAGAAACCCUGGAAAUGUCAGAGCCACACUAGAGAACUCGGGAGAUGCUGAGCAGCGGCUGAAGGAGCUGGCGCUGGGAUCUCUCAGUGAGGUUUGCUGUUUAGCUCACGUACAAAGGAGACAGUGAGGAGCAGAUACAGGAGGCAGUGGCUCGCCGAGCCUCUUUUGAAUUCUCAUUACAGACCCCCUCCCUCUGUCUCUCGCCGUCACAUUGCCUCCCCCCCCCCCUCCUCUUCCUCAGAAGCACCAGGAGGCUCGGUGAGUGAGACAAGGAGCAACAGGAAACGGAGCUGUGAAGCGGAACGAAUGCAGGACAUCGAAGUUUGAAGCAGCGUUGCUCCUUUCCAAUGGCUCGGUUCUGCCGGAGGGGCCGCGGUCCCGGAGAGUAAGCCCAGCCCGGGACAGAGGCAGGAGGAGGAAGGGGUUCGGGGUUUGGUGCGGUAAGAGAGCAGGCAGCCCCAGGCCAGAUGGGAAGCGGGGUGGAGCGGGAUGUGGCCCGGCAGAGCUGCCCGUUCCCCUAGGGCCGGCCUUGGGGAGUUCUGGGGGCCUGCCAGGGGAAUCCGCCGCUUCUCUCGGUCUCCCCGCCUCUCGCUGGCCGGGCUAUGAGACACCAUGGGCUGGUGUGACCCCGGCGUACAGAUGCUGUUCACCAUCAUGGGCGCUUUCGCAGCUUUCAGCCUGAUGAGUAUAGCGAUCGGCACGGAUUACUGGCUCCACUCCCGGGCUUAUAUCUGUAACAGCACCAACAGCACCGGCGAGGAGAACGAAGUGAAGAAGGAGAAAGGCUCGAUGAUUCACUCGGGGCUCUGGAGGGUUUGCUGUGUUGAAGGACUUCAAAGAGGGAAUUGCUUCAGAAUCAAUUACUUUCCUGAAGAUGAUGAUUAUGACCAGGAGGGAUCAGAAUACCUUUUACGCAUUGUCCGUGCUUCCAGUUUAUUCCCAAUACUCAGUGCUAUCCUGUUGCUCCUGGCCGGUCUGUGUGUAGGAGCCAGCAAAUUGUACAGCAGCAAAACCAACAUUAUCCUCAGUGCAGGCAUCCUGUUUGUAGCAGCAGGUCUGAGUAACAUUAUCGGGAUAAUCGUGUACAUAUCCAGCAACACGGGUGACCCCUGGGAUAAAAACGAUGAUGAGAAGAAGAGCCUGUAUUCUUACGGCUGGUCUUUCUAUUUCGGGGCGCUAUCCUUUAUUGUGGCGGAGAUGGCUGGAGUGCUGUCUGUCAGCAUUUACAUUGACAAGAACAAAGCGGUGAGGACCAGGUCCCACCGGCACUGCUUAAAGACUUCAUCCUCGCCUUACUCCAGGAUGUCCAGCUUCAGGUACCGCCAGCGGCGGAGAUCCGGCUCCAGCUCGAGGUCGGAGGAACCUUCCCCGGCUCGGGAGCUGUCCUCAGCCGCUGGGCUGAAGGUAGUGAGUAGCGUCGUGCCCCUGACCGAGAUCUCCAUGUACACCUUGUCCAGAGAGGCGGCUAAGGGACCUGCCAGAGGCAGCUAUCACCCGGAGCAGGAGGAGAGCUUCCUGCAGGUCCAUAACUGUUUCCAGAAGGAGCUGCAGGAAGACUUGGCAGCCAACAUCAUGAACAGGCGGACGACGCCAGUCUGAACACUCGCCUGCUUCUCUGACGUCCCCUCCCCACCUUCCAUCCCCACCCCCACCUCACUGCCCCAACCCCCACCCUAAACCCCAGCUCCAACAUCGCC